Messenger RNA from Gossypium arboreum, 1843 nucleotides. Its product is annotated as tryptophan aminotransferase-related protein 4-like. The record is from RefSeq and is a predicted model, not a curated record. NCBI's taxonomy places the organism in Eukaryota, Viridiplantae, Streptophyta, Magnoliopsida, Malvales, Malvaceae. The coding region runs from base 152 to 1528 and encodes 458 amino acids. The transcript is spliced from 5 exons. Gene Ontology annotation, molecular function: transaminase activity; carbon-sulfur lyase activity. Gene Ontology annotation, biological process: amino acid metabolic process.
AAAAGUCAUUGUAUAAACAUAAUUAGCAUUAGACAAUAUACAGAAACUCCACCAAAUAUAAAAGUCAACAUUGUACAAUUAAAACUAAUUACUUUGUUUCCUUCACCUCCCAAGAGUCUCCUAUAGGGAAAAAGAAAAAGAAACCAGACAAAUGGUUAAGACUGUGUAUGUGGCAUCUCUGGUUUCCUCUAUAGUUGUCAAUCUGUUGUUUAUGAUCAUCAAUAUAUACGUGGGUGGUGAAUGGAGCCUGAGUUGGAGCUCAAAAGCUGCAGCUGAAGCUGAAGCAGUGGCAGAAAUAGCUUGCUCAGGGCAUGGAAGAGCUUACCUGGAUGGCUUAGUUGGUGAUGGAAAUGAACCAGUUUGUGAAUGCAACACAUGUUACACUGGCCCUAACUGCUCUCACUUCAUACCUCACUGCACAGCGGAUGCUGAUAGUGGAGAUCCAUUGUUUCUGGAACCCUUUUGGAUGCAACAUUCAACUAGUAGUGCACUGGUAGUAUCAGGGUGGCAUCGAAUGAGCUAUAACUUUCAUGACAACACUCUCAUCUCACAACAUCUGGAAAGCCUCAUCCGCAAACUACACGCAUUCGUAGGGAAUGCAGUCACACAAGAUAGAUAUAUCGUUUUCGGUGCCGGUUCAACCCAAGUCCUUAGUGCCGCAGCUUACGCAUUGUCUCUUGCAAAUUCAAGCUCCUCCCACUCACCUACACGAGUUGUUGCUUCAGUCCCUUACUACGCGCUCUACAAACAACAAGUUGAAUAUUUUAAUUCCGAAAAGUUCAAGUAUGAAGGAGAUGCUCAUACAUGGAGGAAUAGAUCAGAGUCAGAUGCUAGUACAAAUGUGAUUGAGUUUGUAACCUCACCAAACAAUCCUGAUGGACUGUUAAACAAAGCUGUUCUUCAUGGCCCUAAUGUCAAAACAAUUUAUGACCGUGCUUAUUAUUGGCCACAUUUUACACCAAUUCCAGCUCCUGCUGAUGAAGAUCUCAUGGUGUUUACACUUUCCAAACUUACUGGUCAUGCUGGUAGCAGAUUUGGGUGGGCAGUGGUAAAGGAUGAAACUGUGUUUAACAAAAUGGUAUUACACAUGCAAGUCAAUUCCAUAGGUGUUUCAAAAGAUACUCAGUUAAGAGCAUUUAAGCUUUUGAAAGCAAUCCUAGAAGAGGAAGCCCAAAUAUUUGACUUCGCAUACCAGACAAUGAAGAGCAGAUGGGAAAGAUUGGCCACCACCUUAUCCUUUUCGAACCGCUUCUCUCUUCAGAAAAUUAAUCCUCAAUACUGCUUUUUUUACAAUAAAGUCAGAGAGUCUUCUCCAGCUUAUGCAUGGGUAAAAUGCGAGAAGGAAGAAGAUAAGGACUGUUAUACAGUUCUCAAGGCAGCUAAUAUCAUUGGUCGUAAAGGAAAUGUGUUUGGUUCAGAUGAUAACUAUGUUCGACUCAGCCUGGUCCGAAGCCAAGAUGAUUUCGAUAUAUUAAUACAACGUUUACAAAAAUUAGUCUCAGAGGAAGACGGAGCCAUAAGUAUGUGAAGAAUGACAUCAACAUUUGUUGAUUAAAACCUUCCAUCGCUUGCAUAUAUAAUCGUUUGUAUUACAAUAACAUGGAUAGAGAGAGGUCAAGCAGUCCAUUGACCUUCUUUAUCAGUGAUAAGAGAGGGAAAGGGUUCAUGUCAAUUAACCUGUUAGAUCUGUAUUUUUUGAAGAAUAGACAUGUCUAUUGAACUUGUGAUGUGUAUAUGUGUCUGUCGAUACUUGAUGCAUCACUCAAUUGUUCAAACUUGCUUGGGAAAUAUUUAUCACAAAUAUGAUAAUGAAUAUGAAUAUUCUUUAACGAAUAUUCUUAAA